CAAUCAUAUUAUCUCAGAAGAAAGAAAACUUCCUUUGAAUACACUCGACAUUUACAAUUUUAUAAAAAUAUAAUUGGACAGAAAAUAUUAACUAUUAUAAAGACGUUUUAUUAUUAAUUUAGUUAUUCGCGAAAUUAAUCAUGGACAAGUUAUGGUUAUUUUUGUUACAAUUGUUAUUCGUGCUAUCUGUAUCUCAAAAAACAAAUUUAGAUUCGCCAAUAAAUUUGGAAACAUAUCGAAUAUUUCGUAAUUGGAUUGCCCGAAAUUUUGUUAAAAAUGAAAGAAUUCGGGCGCAGCAUGAAGGAAAACUUCAACAAAAAAUUCCGAAGGAUGUUCCAUUUCCUUGUAACGUGACAGAUGGUAGAUCUCUUAUUGUUCCUGAUUCAGUUCAUCGUUUAAGACCAGGAGAUAUAGACGUUAUUGCUGCAAUGGGUGAUUCUUUGACAGCUGGAAAUGGAAUUUUUGCAACUAAUUUAUUGGAGUUGAUUAUUGAAAAUAGAGGUGCAUCAUUUAGUAUCGGUGGUGAAAAGUCUUGGCGAACAUAUCUAACAUUGCCGAAUAUUUUCAAAGAAUUCAACCCUAGAUUAAUAGGUUAUGCACUUGGAGAUGGUCAAACUUAUGAGUCAGUUUCGCAAUUGAACGUCGGUGAAAUCAAUGCAAAAUCGAGGGAUAUGCCUUUCAUGGCUAAAUAUUUAAUUAAUAAAAUGAAACGUGAUACAAGAAUAGAUAUAAAGAAGCAUUGGAAAUUCAUUUCAUUGUUAAUAGGAGCCAAUGAUUUUUGUUCCUAUAUGUGUGUAUCUUCUUCUCCAUGGUCUAUUUUAGAAAAGCACAGAAUUGAUUUAAUCAAUACUUUUCGGAUAUUAAGAGAUAAUUUACCACGUACUUUGGUAUCACUUAUAAUAAUGCCCAAUUUAGAAGAACUUGUAAGCAAAAGAAGAAAUUUAUUGGCGUGCUAUAUAAUAAGCAGUAUUGGAUGCUCGUGCUUAUUUGAUUUACAAUUCCAAGAUCGGAGACAGGAAUAUUAUGAAGUAAUGAACAGAUGGCAGAAAUUGCAAAAAGAAGUCGUGAAUUAUCCAGAAUUUAACAGAGAAGACUUUACUAUUAUUGUUUCACCAGGCAUUAGUAAUAUUAAAAUUCCGGUUACUGAGGAUGGAUUGAGUGAUCUAUCGUAUUUUUCUGUUGAUUGUUUUCAUUUAAGUCAAAAAACAAAUGCAUUGUUUGCGAAUGCUUUAUGGAAUAAUUUAUUAGAACCAAUUGGAAACAAAACUACUACCUUCUUUCCAAUAUUUAAAAUAUUUUUAUGUCCUACUUCCGAAAAACCAUAUUUGGUGACACGUAAAAAUUCUCAGAUACAACAAUAAAAAUUAAAAAUAAAGAUAAAUUGUAUAAAUGUAAAUUUUUAUAUUAUAAAAUAUUAUAUUAUAAUUUCGUAAAUUUAUGGUAUAAUACAAAAUAUAUUAUGCUAGAGGAAUAUUUUAUUAUGUUAAAUAAUAAAUCUUGAAUCAUAUAUUCUAUUCAUUCUUGAAAUUUUAUUUAUGAAUUAAUUAUUAAUAUAAUAUAUUGUUUAUUUCAAUAUGAAUUAAUAUUUUUUUAAGAAACUUAUUUACUAUUAAAUGUUAAGUUGAAAAUUCGGGCAA
This is a messenger RNA of Apis cerana (Asiatic honeybee), 1637 nucleotides long. Its product is annotated as phospholipase B1, membrane-associated. Gene Ontology annotation, molecular function: glycerophospholipase activity. Gene Ontology annotation, biological process: phospholipid metabolic process. NCBI's taxonomy places the organism in Eukaryota, Metazoa, Arthropoda, Insecta, Hymenoptera, Apidae. The record is from RefSeq and is a predicted model, not a curated record.